Mizuhopecten yessoensis (Yesso scallop) is the source of this 1776-nucleotide messenger RNA. RefSeq names its product protein GPR107-like. The record is from RefSeq and is a predicted model, not a curated record. Gene Ontology annotation, biological process: transport. The coding region runs from base 7 to 1551 and encodes 514 amino acids. Gene Ontology annotation, cellular component: Golgi apparatus; membrane. Lineage: Eukaryota; Metazoa; Mollusca; Bivalvia; Pectinida; Pectinidae. The transcript is spliced from 10 exons.
GCCAACAUGGACGAAAUGGCGAAGUCUAUGAUGUUGACACUUGUGUUUAUUUUAACCCUGUUUGUCCUGCCAUCCCAAGGGAGGAUUUUCUCUCUGGAUUUAAAGACAGAGGAGCGGCGAGAGGUACCCCUAAGUACAUUUGGCUUCCUGAAGAAGGGGACACUGGCGGUGAACAUGACCGUAUUUGCUGUCACCAGCCCAGAACAGUUUAAUUACAAAGAUGCAAUGUUUGGGUUUACACUUGACAAGAGUGGCAGCAAAGGAAUAUCAAGCUAUAUGGAGGACAACCAGGGCAAGUGUAUCCUACAGUCACCACCAGCAAAACAGUACACUGACAGCUCCGUCUCUAUUAUCUUCUUCAAGAUGAAUUUCAAGACACUUGAUAUGACAUUGAUAAGAAGAGGAAAGGGCAUUAAGACACUACAGAUCACAGAUGAUGUAGAUUUCAUCAACAGACGCCUUAACCGCCACGUCAUGUCUAAGCCGAAGGUCCUCCUUGGAGACGAACAAAUGGUUGGUCGUAAUAAAGCCAAACGGGAAGCCAGUAUUCCAAAACCAUCCACAACAACAAUGAGUAUUGCACAUCCUCCUAAAUCUUCAGCCAAGGCUUCUGCUUCAUCAGACAAACCAGGGAAUGGGAAACCUACUUCAUCAGACAAACCAGGGGAUGGAAACCCUACUUCAUCAGACAAACCAGGGGAUGGGAAACCUACUUCAUCAGACAAACCNAAACCUACUUCAUCAGACAAACCAGGGGAUGGGAAACCUACUUCAUCAGACAAACCAGGGGAUAGUAAACCUACUUCAUCAGACAAACCAGGGGAUGGGAAACCUACUUCAUCAGACAAACCAGGGGAUAGUAAACCUACUUCAUCAGACAAACCAGGGGAUGGGAAACCUACUUCAUCAGACAAACCAGGGGAUAGUAAACCUACUUCAUCAGACAAACCAGGAAAUACUUCAGCUAAAACACAGGAUAGUUCAAUGCAGAAAACCAUUAAGAUGUACAAGACAAAAGAUGGCGAAUAUUCUGCCUUUUUUGCCGUGGCCAUUAACACAGAUGAAGAGGAAGGUCUGUACAACCUGUACUUCCACAACUGUUACAACUACCCCAAGGAGAUGACCGAGGUCCACCUCAUGUUGGGAAUCACAGAGGCCAAUGAUAAGAACUUCCUGUCUGCGGGAGGAAUGCCAAUACCUAAACUCUUCUUUGGUCUCUUUGUUGUAUAUGUCCUGACAGCCAUUGUCUGGUCAACCAUCCUCAAGAGGGGCAGUGAUGAUGUAUACAAGAUCCACUACCUUAUGCUGUCCGUCAUCACGGUGAAGAGUCUGUCCUGUCUGUUCCGUUCCAUCAACAGCCAUUUUAUCUCAGUGGAAGGAUUUCAUAGAGAAGCCUGGGCAGUCUUAUACUACAUUGUGUAUCUAACCAAGGGGGCACUGCUGUUCUCAACCAUCCUUCUCAUAGGUGCUGGCUGGGCCUUUGUUAAACACAUCCUGUCUGUCAAAGAGAAGAAACUGUUCCUUAUCAUUCUACCACUACAGGUACAAUAAACUUGUUUGUACUGAAAAAACACAGUAAAGUCUAUCUAUACUGAAUAGCUAAAAAGACCAGAGUACAAAAAUAAUAUUGGUUAUUUUAAAGAUUACGAGUAGAACGGGAAAUAUUACAGAGGUCAUUGCGGUGUUACUAGAAAGUAUACGAGUAGAACUGGUAAUAUUACAGAGGACGUUGCUGUGUUAUUAGAAAGUAUACGAGUAGAACUGGUAAUAUUACAG